Messenger RNA from Aspergillus steynii IBT 23096, 377 nucleotides. RefSeq lists its product as uncharacterized. Bases 108 to 344 code for a protein of 78 amino acids. The transcript has a single exon. The record is from RefSeq and is a predicted model, not a curated record. Gene Ontology annotation, molecular function: protein binding. Lineage: Eukaryota; Fungi; Ascomycota; Eurotiomycetes; Eurotiales; Aspergillaceae.
GUUAAGCAGGGAGAGUUAAUGCAAUUGUGUAGACGGGAAGAUAUGGUCAAGGGGAAUAGACCAACUGUAUGAGGAUUGAAAUAUGAAUGUCCAGUGUGUGAAGUUAGAUGAGAAUGAAUAAAGUGCAGUGUAGGAGAGUAGGGGAAAGGAUGCGGAGAAGAGGACUAAAAGUUGCCGAGGUCCACUACGAAAUGCCGAAUGCAAAAUCAAAGCUCAGCGAGCGUAUUAAUAUUAAUCAUACAUGCGAUCCCAAUGUCAAGGCAAAAAUUAUUCACAGGCGCCAGGUCAUGAUAGCUCGUCGUCGAAUAUGCAAGCAACAGGAAGUACGGUAUAUACACACAUGACGGUUUCAAGAAGGGGUAUCAAGCAAAGUCAUA